Messenger RNA from Molossus molossus (Pallas's mastiff bat), 2167 nucleotides. RefSeq names its product junction adhesion molecule like (gene JAML). The coding region runs from base 980 to 2131 and encodes 383 amino acids. The transcript has 10 exons. Gene Ontology annotation, biological process: neutrophil extravasation; heterophilic cell-cell adhesion; monocyte extravasation. The record is from RefSeq and is a predicted model, not a curated record. Gene Ontology annotation, molecular function: cell adhesion molecule binding. Gene Ontology annotation, cellular component: membrane. Lineage: Eukaryota; Metazoa; Chordata; Mammalia; Chiroptera; Molossidae.
CCCCGCCCCCGGGCCCCCGUGCUGUGCCCUUGGACGGUUAGUUGCUGUAUUUCACCGUGUUUUCCGUUUUUCUUGGGCCAUAUGCACCGACAUUGUAACACUUGCUCUCUUUGCCACAUCACAGUCAAUAAACUCGUGCGCUUUCUGGUGUGUAUCACAUCCGAGGUGGGAGCUGUCAUGUGAAAGGGGCCGUUUGUGGUUUUCAGCACCGAGCAGCCCUGCGUCUCUGGGCUGCAUCCCGGCAGGACCUGCAUCCAUUCCGUGGCGUGCUGGAUCGGCUCCCUUGGCAAGAGCCGGUUGCCCAAUGUUCAGGAAUUUUCCAGAUCCUCCUUGUUCUGUUGGUAGCUCGCAGAAGGCCACGGGGGCCUCUGGUUCCAGGGCGGGCUCACCAGCCCACCACUUCCCAAGAGUCAUGGAGCAGAGUCCUUGAGAAGAGCCGGCACUCGACAGCUUUGAAAUGAGACAGGACGAACUGCACAGAACAAGCGUGCCCACGUGUAGGCCAAGGCGGAGGGGUGUACCCUGAGAACGCUUAGUUCGAGGUGGUGACUUAAAAGCAGAGACACCUGGAAAUGAAGCAGCCUUGAGCUCGGGUCGAGUGUCCAAGCCCGCAGGGCUUCCCGGGGCAGGGCAAGGCCAGCGUUUGGGGAAGUGCAGCCGCCGGCAGAGGAAGCCGGCCGAGGGGGUGAGUGGCGGGACUGGGCAGGCUCAGCUGAGACAGCAGGGAUGGGGAUUACCCGCCCUGCUGCACCUCUGUGUGCAGAGGGAAACCAGAGGUGGCUGCAUUGAAGCACACGCCCGGUGUUCUGCAUUCAUCUUGAACCGUUGUGUUGUGUGCACCGGGCUGGCUUCUUUCUCAGCAGAUGUCUGCCUGAUGCCAUUCAAGACCCCACUGCCGACGAGCUGGUGACCUGGCCAGGAGGGGGCUCUGCAGAGGUCCGGAGUGGGAGCGACUCCUCGGUUGCACAUCGAGAGCAGCAUGUUUCGCCCCCUGAAACUCAUUCUGAUGCCGGUGCUCCUGGGGUCUUUCUUGGACCUGGACAGCUGGAUGGUUUCCUGCCUGGAGCUAACCGUCCACGCGGGGGACCCAGCCUUGCUGGGGUGUGUUUUCCAGGGCAUAGGAGAGAAGCCUGUGGCCAAGGUCGACUGGAUAUUCUCCGCAGGGGGGCAGAGUGAGGAGUACGUGCUGUACUACUACGCCAACCUCAGCGUGCCCGUGGGGCGCUUCCAGAGCCGCGUGCGCCUGGCGGGGGACCUCUCGCGCAGUGACGGUUCUCUCCUGCUCCAAAACGUGCAAGAGGACGACCAGGGAACCUACACCUGCGAGAUCCGCCUUGAAAUGGAGAGUCAGGUGUUCAAAAAAACGGUGGUGCUGCAGGUUCUGCCAGAGGAGCCCAAAGAGCUCGUGGUCCGUGUGGGCGAUGCAGCUCGGAUGGGGUGUGUUCUCCAGAGCACAGAAGGGAGGCUCAUGACCAAGGUCCACUGGGUGUUCUCAUCGGAGAAGCACACACAGGAGGAGCUGCUGCUGUCCUGUCACCCCCAACUCGGGGCACCCAAGGGGUGCUCCCCGACCUGGGGCCGCUUCCAGAACCGCGUGACCCUGGUGGGGGACCCCGCCCGCAACGACGGCUCCAUCACGCUCCAGGGGGCGCAGGAGUCGGAUGGAGGGAGCUACAGCUGCAGUGUCCACCUGGGGAACCUGACAGUCCAGAAGACCGUCGUGCUGCACGUGGUUCAGAAAGAGCCCCGAACGUCGGUGACCUCGGUGGCCCACAGAGCUGAGCCUCUGGGUGGUAAUCAGCUGGUGAUCAUUGUGGGAAUUGUGUGUGCCACUGUCCUGAUGCUUCCGGUCCUGAUCCUGCUGGUGAUGAGGACCCACAGGAAUAAGAGGUCCGUGUCUCCCACGGCCCUGGUGAAAGGCCUGGAGAACAUACAGAAGGCUCCGGAGGAGAAGCAUGUCUAUUCCUCGCUGAUUACCCGGGAUGUGACCGAGGAAGAAGAUCCCAGUGACAGAUCAGAGGCCACCUACAUGACCAUGCAGCCCGUGUGGCCUUCUCUGAGACCUGCACCCAGUAACCCGCCUGAAAAAAAGCCCGCUGGGGGACUGCCCGGAACACAGCCCGCCUUUUGAGAAGGAAGGGGACCCCCUUCAUCUAGAGGAGGCGGC